This is a messenger RNA of Penaeus monodon (black tiger shrimp), 778 nucleotides long. Its product is annotated as histidine-rich glycoprotein-like. The record is from RefSeq and is a predicted model, not a curated record. Lineage: Eukaryota; Metazoa; Arthropoda; Malacostraca; Decapoda; Penaeidae. The coding region runs from base 1 to 636 and encodes 211 amino acids. The transcript is spliced from 3 exons.
AUGGAUUGCAGAAGGCCUUGUGUGAUGGUCCUUUACCAUAUGUCUGAUAGUCCGGUAAAUGUUAAUAUGGAGAAUGACUCAUUGUCGAAAAUGAAUUUGUUUGAUUCCAUUUACGUCUGCAAUCAUAUUGGUGUGUUGGCAGCGGCCUUGGUAACACACGCCGAUCCCGAACCACACAAGAAUCACCAUCCCCUUUACUACUACUAUUAUUCUCAACGCCACAGUGUCAAGUCACUGGAGGGCGAUGGAGUGGCCAGGCAUCCAGGUGGCAGCACCUCCUUCGUGGCACCUCAAGUUCACGGCCUCUCCAAACGCUCAGCUGACCCAACCCCGGAAUCUAACCCUGAACCAGCAGCUGAUCCUGAUUCCGCCAAUAUUUAUAGUUACCAGGUAGUCCACCAUGGCCACCCCCACUAUGGAUACAACCAUGGAUAUCGCUACCCUUACAAUGCCUAUCGCUACAACCACUACUAUGGUUAUCCUCACAGAUACCACAGCCACUACAAGAGAUCAGUCGAACCUGAACCCGAACCUGAACCUUAUUACACCUAUCACGAACGCCCUCACUACUAUAAUAGAUAUUAUCACAGUUACAACAACUACUAUCCUUCCUACCCCGGCUACCGUUGCCACUAAACAGGAUAAGGACGGAGGCAGGUAUGGCCUGCGACAGGCCUUGUGGCGAUGGUCCUUUACCACAUGUCUGAUAGUCCGGUCUGCUCACGCCGGUUUUUCAGAUACUGGUAGUAAGUGGAUCACUCUUAGGAGGACUCAUAAA